Lecanosticta acicola is the source of this 552-nucleotide messenger RNA. Lineage: Eukaryota; Fungi; Ascomycota; Dothideomycetes; Mycosphaerellales; Mycosphaerellaceae. The record is from the annotation of a GenBank genome assembly.
AUGGCUCGCGCGAAGAAAGCGCCGACCCAAGCCCGCGGAAAGAAACCCCAGGGACCUCAAGAGAUCGAAUCAGAACCUGCACGACAGAUCAAACCAAAGCCAGAACCGCACCCACAACCUGAAGUCCAAUCUGCCAUAUGCACAUUCAUGGACAAGAUACCCGUUGAGAUCCGCCUGAUGAUCUACGUCCACGCAUUUCCCGGGAGCUUCGAAAUCUCUCACUAUCCGGCCCCUGUAUUCCACGGAUCCAGGCUGCAGAUCCCGAAAGACAACGACACCAGAGGAUUUCCGCAGAGCUCCCGUGAACCGCCGAUCCUGCGCGCCUCUCGCGAGAUCCGGAUGGAGGCCAUGAAGGAGUAUGGCACAUUUCUCAAGGGGGAAAUCACUCGCCGCAAAGACGAGUUGGAGAAUCAGAACAAAGAUCUCAUGGUGGAAAGUAGGGGCUACACUAGGACCUAUCGCAUGACGAGAGUGGCUUGUCAGCAUAGGGUGUGGUAUCUUCGACAGGAGCUUCGUCGGAUUGUGCGUCUGGGAUAUGCCACCGCCGGAUGA